AUGAAGUUUCACAAACAAUCAGGUAAAUUCAUAAAACCAUUGGUUCCAACUCCUUCAAACCUUAAACACUACAAGAUAGGCUUCAUCGACGAACUUGCUCCACUUAGACAUGUAGCUAUCGUUCUUUUUUUCACCAAAAAUCCCAACCAAGACCCAAAGUUUGUUGUCCAACUAGAAAAAUCCCUAGAAAAAGUCUUGACGCGAUUAUACCCUCUCACAGGUAGAUAUGUUGAAGAAAGUCACAUCGUUGACUGUAACGACGAAGGUGUUGAGUUCAUACAAGCCAAAGUUAACAUUAAACUUGAAGAUAUUCUUGGUCUACAUGUGGAUGUUAGGCCUGUAGAUGAAUUUACAGUGGAAACAAAACCUCAACACAUUCUUACAAUUCAACUUACCACCUUUGAGUGUGGGGGUGUAGCACUUGUUGGAAAUAUUAAAGAUAAUAUUAAGAGGAACAUACAAGUUGGUAUGUUUCCUCCAUCCCACAUUGGUGGAGUGAUUGAAGUUUGA
Messenger RNA from Helianthus annuus (common sunflower), 510 nucleotides. Its product is annotated as pelargonidin 3-O-(6-caffeoylglucoside) 5-O-(6-O-malonylglucoside) 4'''-malonyltransferase-like. Bases 1 to 510 code for a protein of 169 amino acids. The record is from RefSeq and is a predicted model, not a curated record. Lineage: Eukaryota; Viridiplantae; Streptophyta; Magnoliopsida; Asterales; Asteraceae. The transcript has a single exon.